Molecule: messenger RNA, 1885 nt
Organism: Colias croceus (clouded yellow)
Lineage: Eukaryota; Metazoa; Arthropoda; Insecta; Lepidoptera; Pieridae
Product: solute carrier organic anion transporter family member 1C1-like
Exons: 13
Coding region: 170-1885 (571 amino acids)
Biological process (GO): sodium-independent organic anion transport; transmembrane transport
Cellular component (GO): membrane
Molecular function (GO): protein binding
Source: RefSeq, a predicted model, not a curated record
GGAAAACCGCAUUUUCCUUUCAUAGCUUGAUGCUGGAGAAAAACGGUAUAUUGAGAAAAAUGGAGAUAAACGGCAAGUUAAUCUAAUACCUGCAACAUGAACAACGGCCAAACCUAUAAAUGAAAUAAUUUUAAAAUUCUGCUAUUAGUUAAAUUGUAAUAAAAUCGUCAUGGACCGUUUAAGGAGUGUGUGGGGAACAGUGGUAACAAAAGUGAAGUCAUGGGAGAAAACAGAGCUAAAUGCAAGCCAGAUUAGAGAUCCAGUGUUCGGCAACCUGCUGACCAUCACCAUAGCUGAAGUAGCAGCCUAUAGAAUUAUUACACAAGAUGUCAGGGUGGGAGCUUUACCGUCUUAUAUGCCUUAUUUACUUAUCACUCUAGUGGCGAUGGUCGAAGCAAUAUUAGCUCCAAUCGUAUCCUGGUUUGGCUAUAGAACACGCAAGAAGAUGUUACUCGCGUGGUCGCUUGCGUUGAUUCUGACUUCGUUUGUGUGGUUCGUGUUACCCAGACCUGACAGUAUCGAGGAGUCAGAAUUCUGCAACAGAUUUGUACGGAAUCCCACAAUAACGUACACAGGCCUGUCAGCACGUACAGCUGUCAGACUGCUCGUUACCAUAGUAGCGGCGAUCGGCUUCUGCCUGUCGAGAGCAGCCACGUGGAGUCACUAUAUCGCGUAUAGUGAUGAAUAUGCGCCGCAGCGUACUAGCGUUCAUUUUGGUAUCCUUGUAAUAAGUAGAGUCAUACCGCUCAUGUUCGGUUACAAAAUGUUGACAUUGAUCGUGGAACAGACGGUGCUAUUAAAAAUUUUGAUAAUAACAAUAAGUACGGUAGUCAAUGGACUACGGAUACACUUUUCUGUACCAAAAGGCAUCCCAAAAGUAGCGGAGGGGGUCAAUGUGCCAUCUAUGGUCGAUAGAGGUUUCUUUCAAAGUCUGACUCGGGUGCUUUGCAAUCUGGUUGCCAUGACGCAGAUGAUGGCGAUGGGACUUUUAACAGCCGCGUUCUGGGGUUUUGGUUAUCAUGAAGAGGAAGUUGCUAAGACAAACUACAACGUGUUGCCCGUAGCAUCAAACGUGAACAAUCACACGGAAUAUUUCCGUUACUUCCUGGCUAUCGUUUCGGUUGUGUACGUAGGAGUAAAACACUCCGAACCCAUACGCAAAGAGUACGAAAUACAACGAGGUCUGAAGCAAGUGAUAAAAAUGACGAUCAUAGCAGCUGUGAUGUAUAUCAUUAUUGUGAUGGUCCCGCCAUGCAAGAAAGGGCAGGUUGCUGGCUUUGAGAAUAGUAAUAGAUAUGUACAUCCAACUUGCAGUUUGCCUUGUGGUUGCGUUCCAAGAUGGCGCGAGUUUUCCCCCGUGUGUGUGGUGGAUACAAUGACGACAUACAUGUCACCAUGCGAGGCGGGAUGUGUGGGAACUGAUAAUAUCGCUAAUUUGCAGGUGUACACAAACUGUAGCUGCUCAGUAUUGGGGCGGGCAGUGCCGGGCGCCUGCAGCGACUACAACUGCUCGCACGGAUAUAACUUCCAUCUCGCUGUGUACACCAUUAUUAUUACUGUUUCUGUGCUAGCAUUCCAAUCACAAGGCAUGGUGAUACUAAAGUCCGUGGACCCGCGCGACAAGUCCGUGGCGAUGGGCGUCAUGUGGUCCGUCAUAGCUAUAGUGGCGUUUGUGUUUGGGCAUAAUAUCUACUAUUUUAUUGCACUGAAAUCCUGCGCCUGGCUGACUGGUGAAAGGUGUCAAGUGUUCAAUGAUCGCUUCCCGUACUUUGUUGGAUAUACCAGCGCCAUCUUGGCCUUUAUAUCUGUGUCCGUUAAUUUUAUAACAAAAGGGUAUAUACGAUUUAAAGAAAAACAUAGUGUGCCACAAAGUGACGAGGAAUAA